Hevea brasiliensis (rubber tree) is the source of this 1309-nucleotide messenger RNA. RefSeq lists its product as uncharacterized. The record is from RefSeq and is a predicted model, not a curated record. Gene Ontology annotation, cellular component: mitochondrion. NCBI's taxonomy places the organism in Eukaryota, Viridiplantae, Streptophyta, Magnoliopsida, Malpighiales, Euphorbiaceae. The transcript has 6 exons. The coding region runs from base 126 to 1097 and encodes 323 amino acids. Gene Ontology annotation, molecular function: prostaglandin-E synthase activity.
AUCCUGGUUAAGCCCAAAGCCCUAGUCAAUUCCGAACCUGUAACCAAACACAUCUUUUUCUCCCUAUUGAAAAACCCUCUAAGAGCUUCCACAAAGCGUGAGUAAAGCAUUUUGAUUUAGUCACGAUGAGAAGAGUUAAUGGACUCGCCACCCUGACUCGAAACAUUGCCGCAGCCUCCUCCGCCGCUGCAGGCGCGACGUCUCGGCACCUUUUGGUUCAAGCCGCAAUGAUGAGCACUUGGUCAUGUACGAAUUCCUCGCAGAGAAUUGCCGAUCGUUUUGGAAUAUCAAACCCCUCUGUUGCGAGUGGUGUCGCAGGGACCAUGUUCUUCUCUGUUGCGGCAUCGUCUCUGGAGCAAGAGGUACACGAGAAGGAGCCACCACCUGCCAAGAAAUUCCUCCCUAAGGAUGUCGUCCUCUAUCAAUACGAAGCUUGCCCUUUCUGCAACAAGGUUAAAGCAUUCUUGGAUUAUUACAAUAUUCCAUACAAAGUAGUAGAAGUCAACCCAAUCAGUAAGAAGGAGAUCAAGUGGUCCGAUUACAAGAAGGUGCCUAUACUAACAGUUGAUGGAGAACAGAUGGUUGAUUCUUCAGACAUAAUUGACAAGUUGCUCCAAAGGAUUCAUCCAGAUAAUUCUAUUACAAUUGGUGAUGAAGAAAGCAAGUGGCGGGGGUGGGUGGAUAAUCAUCUAGUGCAUGUUUUAUCACCAAACAUUUACCGAACUACUUCUGAGGCUCUUGAAUCGUUUGACUACAUCACCACACAUGGCAAUUUCAGCUUCACAGAGAGGUUGGUAGCUAAGUAUGCUGGAGCUGCAGCAAUGUAUUUUGUGUCAAAGAAACUGAAGAAGAGACAUAACAUCACGGAUGAACGUGCAGCCUUGUAUGAUGCUGCAGAAACAUGGGUAGAUGCCUUGGAGGGUCGAGAAUAUCUAGGUGGCUCAAAACCUAAUUUAGCUGAUCUUGCCGUCUUUGGUGUGCUAAGGCCCAUUCGCUAUCUGAAGUCUGGUAAAGAUAUGGUGGAGCAUACACACAUUGGUGAAUGGUACUCGCGGAUGGAACAGGCAGUGGGAGAACCUGCCAGAAUUAAGGCAUGAAAUAACAUGAUGAUUUUGUUGGUUGAUCCAAAUUGCAAUGUGAUUCUGCCUUGAGGUAUAUGGAAAUUUAAUUAGACGGACGUGGACAACUUAUCAAAUUUCAUCAAGAAAAUUAUGUAAAGAAUUAAUUCUUGACUUGGAAAAUGAACUGUAUAACUCAAGAAUCAAGCCUAAUUAUGUUUUAUCAUUGAUAAUAAGCUUUUUCGGGGGAA